CACGCACACACUGAAAGCUGGAGGGGUAUUUAAAACUUUUUGAGAUCUAUCACAGUGUCUGUCAUCCCGAAAAUUGGGCAUUUAUCGCUCGACCAUUUGCUACACUGAUAGACAAUUUUUGCGCUGGUCCUUUCUCAUAUCAGUCGAAGUACCGUGAACUCCCUAAGAAAGUUUUCUUGAGCAUUACCGGAGAUUCGCUGACUGUCUUUGGACAAUGCGAGCAGAUACCUCACUGCUUUUGUUUCUACCACGUCUUGCUUCAGGGAGGUGUUCUCUUCCAGCUAUGUGGCCAACGGCACACAUACACCCCUUCAGCAUCCUUAUUUUGACCCUCUGCAGCUUGGCCUCAGCAGGUCCAUUGUCUCGGAGCCCUUGUGAACUGCUGCCAGUUGGGGUGGGUCACCCAGUUCAGGCCAUGCUAAAGAGUUUCACCGCCCUGUCAGGCUGUGCUAGCCGAGGAACCACCAGCCUCCCUCAGGAAGUACACGUCAUCAACCUACGAAGGAGUCAUGCUCAAGGAGCUGGAGAGGAACCAGCAGAGGUGGCGUUACAUCUGCGGCCCAUUCAGUCCCUGCUUGUGCAUCAGAAACCACUGGUCUUUGUCCUGAACUCCCCUCAGCCCGUGCUCUGGAAGCUUCGGACGGAGAAACUGGUCCCAGGAGUCAAACGCAUUUUCCAUGUUGCAGGUGGUUCUGACGUGGAGUUUGAGGCAGGCAAUUUCUCCCAUUCUUGUGAAGUGAAGGUGGAAAAUCUUCCUUACGGCAAUGAUCACCUGCUCUCCUGGGCGCAUCAACGCUACCAUGCUGUUACCUCAUUCAGUGAACUCAAGAUGGCCCAUGAUGUCUUCAUCAAGGUUGGAGAGGAUCCCGUCUUCUCAGAGACCUGUAAGAUUGAUAACAAGUUCCUAUCUUUGAACUACCUGGGCAGCUACAUUCAACCUCAGCCAUCUACAGGGUGUGUUCUUUCAGGUCCUGAUCAUGACCAGGAGGUCCACAUCAUUGAGCUUCAUGCACCAAACUCCAGCAGUGCAUUCCAGGUGGAUGUUUUUGUGGAUUUAAGACCGUUGGAUGGUGGUGCUCCUCUCCAUCGUGAUGUUGUGCUGCUUCUGAAAUGUGAGAAGUCUGUGAAUUGGGUGAUCAAAGCCCACAGCGUCAUCGGCAAACUGGACAUUGUGACAUCAGACACUGUCAGUCUGACUGAAGCCACUGAAAGGCUAAUGCAGGUGUCAAAGACAGUGAAGCAGCAGCUGCCUGCAGGACCUCAGGCUCUGAUCCUGUGGGCAGAGGAGAACGGAUUCAAACCCGUGACUUCCUACACCAACACCCCCGUCGCCAACCACUUCAACAUGCGCCUCAGAGAACAAGAUCUAGGGAUUAUGGAUGAUGGCAUGUUUCCACCAGAACUGUCUAUUCUCCGCAAUGCCGACCCACUUCCUAAACCCAGCACCCGGGACUCCCCUGUGCGGACAGGGCUGCCCUUCCCCUUGCUGCCCUCCCUGGAGAAAGGCCUGCCAUUCCCACCUCUGUUCCCAUCUCUGGAGGAGCGAGUGUAUCCGGUUGGGGCUCCUGAGGAGCAGCAGGGUGCUCAGAGCGUAGGAUUCAAUGUGCAGUGUGAGAAGAAUAAGAUGGUGGUCAGCAUUGACAAGGAAACACUACAGGCAAAUGGGUUUUGUAAAGUCAACAUCACUCUUCAGGACUCCCAAUGUAAAGCAACUUCCAACAACACCCACUAUAUACUGGAGACUCCCCUGUCUGGCUGCCAAACCACAAAAUACCCCUCCCACCCCAGCCCGGUGGUCUUCUAUAUCAAUUCAAUUGUUAUUAGCCAAUCAGAACAAAGGGAUGGGAGUGGCUGGCCUGUUGAACAUGAAGAUCUGGAGUCAGGAGAUGUUGUAUUCCCUGGAGACCCGGAGGUGACAGAAAGAAUUUUACCAGAGAGUGGACAUCACACCACUAUCUUGUUCAACUGCACAUACCGUAAGAACCAGGAUACCCCAGCUGAUUUUGGACCUGAUGAUAUCGCUGUAGACUCUGUGGACAAUGUAACAUUUAAUUUGGAGCUGUAUAACAAUCCCUUCCGCUACCCCAGCAUGCAGUCAUUCCUCACAAUCACUGAGAACAGGCCCAUCUAUGUGGAGAUAUCAGCCACUAAAGCAGACCCCAACCUUGGAUUCAUGAUCCAGACAUGCUUCAUUUCUCCAGACUCCAAUCCUCUUGUGCCGUCAGACUAUGUCGUCAUCGAGAACAUCUGUCCCAAAGACGACUCUGUGUUGUAUUACCCUAACAGAGACUACUUCCCCAUCCCUCAUGCUCAGACGGAUCAAAAACGCUUCAGUUUCACCUACAGGUCAAAGUUCAAUGUGUCAUUGCUCUUCCUGCACUGUGAGAUGUCCCUCUGUUCCAGGAGAAAUGACAAGCAGAUAAACCUGCCAGAGUGUAUGUUACCGGAUGAUGCCUGCACUUCCCUUAGUUUAGAAAAUAUACUCCUCAUGAUGAUGAACACUAAGACCUUCACGAAACCAAUGGUGGUCAUCUCUGACAACACACCUGUGGAAGCCAAUCCAGAGCAUCAAGACAUCAUCUAUGUCUUGGACACUCCUACAGUAGUGGGCAUUGCUUUUGCUGCCUUUGUGAUCGGAGCCCUGCUGACUGGAGCUCUAUGGUUCAUCUAUUCACAUACAGGUGGCACAGCAGCAAGGCAGCAGGUACUAAAGUCCCAGCCGGUGUCCGAUAACAGCAGUGCGGCUCACAGCAUCGGCAGCACACAGAGCACACCAUGUUCAAGCAGCAGUAACGCAUAGAUUCCAGAGCCCAGCUAAGAGACAACUGCUGCUCCUGUUGCCAUUUCUCUUUGUACAUUUGUGGAAGAAUGUGUGAUUUAGUAACAUAAUGUGACAGAGAACACCUGGCCAUCAUUAGAUUCUUUAUUUGACAAUCAACAGAAUUAUUGCACAAUGCCGAAAAACACAACCUACUGAAAUAAGCAUCAUUUUGGGCUGAGGGAAGUUACAAAAUAGAAAUACCAGCCAGUUCUUAAAUGCUGCUUUUUUUUCUUAACCCUUACAAGAGUGUUGUUUUGACCUUAUAUGGUUGAGAUCAGAGUGAAAAUAACAAAGGCUGUUUACACCAGUCAUUAAGGCCUUGAGGCCGUCUAGAGGAACAACCAGUUCUGUAAUAAGUCUGGUGCUCAGUGUGAUCUCUGCACCUAAAUAAAGAUCAGUACCUUACUGACUCAAGCAUCCACAUAUCAGAGAUUUGAGAAGAGAUAUCAAUGAUAAAAUAGGCCUAUUACAUUUCUACACAGGUCAGUUUGUCAAUACCUGAGUUCCAAG
Molecule: messenger RNA, 3331 nt
Organism: Xyrauchen texanus (razorback sucker)
Lineage: Eukaryota; Metazoa; Chordata; Actinopteri; Cypriniformes; Catostomidae
Product: transforming growth factor beta receptor type 3-like
Exons: 16
Coding region: 215-2800 (861 amino acids)
Source: RefSeq, a predicted model, not a curated record